Pogona vitticeps (central bearded dragon) is the source of this 772-nucleotide messenger RNA. Lineage: Eukaryota; Metazoa; Chordata; Lepidosauria; Squamata; Agamidae. The record is from RefSeq and is a predicted model, not a curated record.
CUCUCAUUUCACAUUAUCAUCAUUACUCAAGCAGAGAAAAGCUGGAGCACAAUGUCUGUGAAAUGGAUGCUGGUGUUUCCUUUGCUUCUAGUGUUCUUUGUGGGCUCAGCUUCUACUGGGAAUGUUCUUGUUUGGCCUGUUGACUUCAGCCAUUGGCUCAAUAUGAAAGCUAUCCUGGAUGAACUGAUAGCCAGGGGCCACCAAGUGACGGUGUUAGUGCCUUCAUCCUUCCUGAUAAUGAACUUCAGUGAGCCGUCCCGAUUUCAAGUGGAAGUGAUCUCUGUUUCAAUCGAAAAAGAGGAUAUGGAAACAAUACUUCAGGAUUUCGUACGUAUAUGGGCUUAUGAGAGGCAUGAGCUUUCUUUUUGGAAAUUUUCCAUGAAGAUUUUUGACCUUAUGAAAGAAAUACUGCACAAAAACAAAAUUAUAUGUGACACAGUUCUGUUGGACGAAAAACUAUUGAAGAAGUUGGAGUCAGCUCAUUUUGAUAUUCUCAUUUCAGACCCAGUCUUAGCUUGUGGGGAACUGGUGGCUGAGAAGCUCAAUGUUCCAUUUAUAUAUUCCUUAAGAUUCACUUUUGGAAACACCAUGGAGCGUCUUUGUGGUGGUAUCCCAUCUCCUCCGUCCUAUGUGCCUGCCAGUCUGGGAGGGCUAACAGACCGGAUGACCUUCCUGCAGAGGAUGGGGAAUAUGCUCUUUUACCUUUCACAAGACAUCUUGUUCCAGCAAUAUCUCUUUAAACAAUGGGAUACUUUCUAUAGUGAAGUUCUAG